Molecule: messenger RNA, 1082 nt
Organism: Vitrella brassicaformis
Lineage: Eukaryota; Vitrellaceae
Source: the annotation of a GenBank genome assembly
CCAGCAGUUGGUUCGUCAAAAGGAGCCGAGUGAGACGGGGCUGCCGCGGCCCGCACCACACAGCAGCGAAACAUGGACAUGAAGGGCCAACCCAACCCAAGUCAACCUGGUGGGCCGACACGGAAUAUGCACUCUCAACACCACACACACACACACCUGGUGUGUUGGUAUUUAUCCGACUGAUUCGCAGCAAAGACACCCGGACAGCGUGCUUCUGUCGAGCGGCGCGCCCGGGACACAGUUGACAGGUGAGUUGGCGACGCAUUAGUCACACGAAGGGGCAGAGUUCUCAGUGAUCAUUCUUCUCUCUGUUGGCUGAUUGUUCAUGUGUGUGCAGGAGCUCUCUCCUGACGCACGUCGGCUUUCCGACAACCGGCCUGUCUGAAGACGCGUACGACCACAGGUAUGGAGGCACACUCAACGAAGCACACAUACAGGGAGGGCCCAAACAGACACACAUCCAUCCAUUUGCGUGAUGCAGGCUGGCAAUGGUGCCGGGAACCCAGUCCAGUGUCUCUCAACGGCCCCCGGCAAAGUCCUUUCGCAAGAUGACACCAGAAAGCGCGAGGGAGUCACAGUCCACUCGAACAUCCUGAGAGAGACAGUGGAGAGCCAUCGAAGCCGACACCGAUUGUACUGUACACGUUUGUAUGGCUGCGAAUGCCCACAAUAGAAGUGUCAGCUGGCCAUCUCCCUCUGCCUUCCUCCCAGCCCCCAUCUGGUGGCAGGACUUGUCGUCUCUCUAUUGCCCUUCGCUGUCUCCCGCCCUCUGUCCGGCUGCCUGCAUCUCGGGGGCUGUUGUCUGUCUGGCUGUCUGGCCGUGUGGCGAGAUGAAUGGAUGGAUGGACAGCCAAGGAGGGGAUCGCAUGUGGGGUGCCGCUGAUGGGAUGGGAUGGACGGACGGAUGGUGAAAUGGAUCGAGGGAAAGACAGGCAGUGUGUUGUGGUGCGAUGGAUACGAUACGGGUGCGGGCGACGCGAUGGAACGAUCCGUGUCUCUCGAGUGGUGGAUGCGAUUGAGAUGUGUACGUGUGUGUGACGCUGGCUGGUGCGGUGCAUGUGGGUGGGAAAAGACUCUGUCUG